CACCAACCUCACUGUCCAACAGUCGCUGCGGUUGCAGACAUCCGCAAUAUCUCGUAAUGAGAAGUAGAGCCGAGCUCCUCCGCAACCACAAUUUGACCGAGGGACAGAGUCCGCAUGCUUGGCAGCACAUGUUUACCGAUGAGUUUACAAGACUUUUGCUGUCGGCCCGGGAAAGCUACCGGCGAUUGUACGCAUGUAUACAAGUCUAGCCUGUGGAUAAGUGCGUAGUACUGUGUAGUGGCUUGGGGGUGACGUUUACUAAACAACGUUUUCUACACCAGCCACAGGAUUUUCAGUUCAAGUAAAGCAUAGGGACGUCCUCGUCACAGCGAACAUCAUCAUCUCCAUCCUACCUAUACCCUAAUCUCUAAUCUCAACACUGCACAAGGUUACUCAAGAUGCGCGUCGCCAGUACCGUCCUCGCACUAUCCUCUGCCGCUUCAGGCUUCAUCCACCCCCGUCAAGCCUCUUACAACGAGACGUCCCCUACACCAAAUGUCGCGGCAGCACAAUAUGACGGAUCGUGCUUCUACCCUGUCCCAGACUCCAAGUUCAAUCUAGAAGCGUAUCUCGGAACCUGGUAUCAAGUUGCGGGAACACCAUUCGGUCCAACAGCAGGCGCACGCUGCGUAACCGCAAACUACUCACUCAACGACAAUGGCACAGUGCGUGUUGUGAACACCGCAACUGUUGGACCACAAACUGUCGACAUUAUCGGCACCGCUACGCCUGUAGACUCUGCUUAUGGCGCUGGCGGAGCUUUCGUCGUCAGCUUCCCUGGCGCAUCUUCGGCACCAGAAUGCCCCGGACCGAACUACAUUGUACAAGAUUACGCUGUCGACUGGGCGAUUGUGCAGACGCAAAACUGGAGCACGCUUUACAUCCUGAGCAGAGAGCGACAGCCAGCACCUGCCAGCGUUGAUGCCUGGAUUGAUCGCGCUGUGGCCUUUGGAUCCGACGCGACGUCAAUUUCGAAGUUCAACCAAACAGGCUGCGAAUAGACGUAAGCGGACAAGAAAAAGAUGGCUAUGUCGAGACCCGAUCUGUGGGAAGCAACCUGUUUUUCAUCAAGACAGUACCUAAUAGAAGAGUGAUCAAAUAAUACGAGCAUUGUCUACGC
Molecule: messenger RNA, 1120 nt
Organism: Alternaria alternata
Lineage: Eukaryota; Fungi; Ascomycota; Dothideomycetes; Pleosporales; Pleosporaceae
Product: Calycin-like protein
Exons: 3
Coding region: 399-1001 (200 amino acids)
Source: RefSeq, a predicted model, not a curated record